AUGAGCGUCCAUUCCCUUGACCAUGCCGCAUUGGCGAGCACGCCGUCCCCACGGUCUGGAUCAGUGCCUGAUAUUGAAGCCCAUCCACGUUCACCGCAGGAACAGCCUUUCCCAACCAGCUGGGAAACCACGUCACCAGAGACACGGACUAUUCCUGCAAGGCCGAGCUCUCAGGAGACGGUCAGGCACCGUGCGCGACGCGCAAAUACUGCCCGUUCAUACCGUCCGGACACUGUUGCGCACGACCCAAGCUGGCAGCCGGGGACCGAACCUGGUAUUGAUCCUACCAGACCUCUCCCGGCUUAUAACGCAGAAUGGAUGACCUCAAUAUCAACGAGCUUACAUCGUCGGUGCGAUAUCACUGUAGUGGACUUCUCUCAGAAUGAAAUGCGCCAAUAUGCACUCGAUAACGACACAAUAGAGCAAUUUAUGGCCCGAGAGCGGGAGCCCUGGGUGCAGUGCAGGUGGAUCAACGUCAAUGGUCUGAGCUGGGAUGUUAUUAGGGUCCUGGGUAACCAAAAAGGAUUGCAUAGGCUUGCGCUGGAAGACUUGAUCAACGAAACUAAUCGCACCAAGGUGGAUUGGUAUUCUGAUCAUGCGUAUAUUGUCCUUACGUUACAAAAGUUGAUCACCCGUCGACAAGACUCGAGCGACUCAGAAGAGGAGGACCUAGAUGAUAAUGAGCCUUUCAGGCCAGGUCGAAGAGAUUCCGGGAUGAGUAGUAGCAGAUCGGUAUCUGUGAAGAAACCCACUCGGCGACGUGUUAUUCUAGCUGCCCUGAAAGAUAUCUUCUGGCCAAAAUCGCGAAAACAUGAAGCAUCAAAUAGGAACACCGAUGGAGCUGGCUCUCGGUCUGCUAUGAAUGGAUCCUCGAAGAACCCCAGAUUUGGUGAUCUCACUGAUGUUCCAGGCCCUGCGCGCAGUAUUCAGCGAUACCGAGGUGGUCCGAAUGAAGAUCGGAUUGCUUUCAUGGAGCGCCAUGCUGUGCUAGCGCCAAAGGGCCUGGGUGUGACACUUGAACAAGUUUCAAUCUUUCUCAACGCUGAUAAUACCGUCAUUUCAUUUUUUGAAGCAAGUGCAGAGGAGAUUGAGGCGCCUAUUGCGAGGCGUCUUACCCAACCAGAGACGAUUUUACGCCAGUCAUGCGAUGCUAGUAUGCUCGUGCAGGCCAUAUUGGAUGCCAUUAUCGACCUGGCGAUACCGGUGACCACAGCCUACCAAGACGCAAUCGGUGAUCUUGAGCUCGACGUCUUGACGGACCCAGAUGUUGACCAAUCUAAGAGUCUUUAUAUCCUAACCUCCGAAAUCGCAAUCCUUCGCAGCGUUAUGCAACCGAUAGCGACCAUUAUUAAUGCUCUUCGAGACCAUCGUUCCGAACCAAUCAGCACGCCUGGCCUUGCAACACUCCGUCCUCCAGGGUUUGCAACACCUUCCUCCACUCCGGGACACAUCGGAAUCAGUACUCCAAAUCUUAUGAGUAUAGGUGGCACGAGUGUGUCAAUAAGUCCCAUGUGCCAUACAUACUUGGGCGACGCACUAGACCACUGUAUUACCAUCGUUGAGGGAUACGACCAAAUGCGAAGAGCUGCAGAUAACAUGAUUGAUCUGAUCUUCAACACAAUUGGUGCGUACCAGAAUGAGAGUAUGAAGCAGCUAACACUCGUGACGUGCUUGUAUCUUCCUCUUACUUUCUUAACGGGUUAUUUUGGUAUGAACUUUGACAGAUUCUCCGGAGUCACCGACCAUAGCGAUUCAUAUUUCUGGAUAAUUGCACCGCCUUUCGUGUUUGCAACCACGCUUAUCUUGAUGCGCGAUAAAAUCCAGCGGUAUGCUGUAUUACUGGCGCAAAGACGCCUCAUUACCAGCUCGAGACGACAGAGAAGGCAAAAAGUGUCCAAGCGGGAUUGA
Molecule: messenger RNA, 1908 nt
Organism: Aspergillus puulaauensis
Lineage: Eukaryota; Fungi; Ascomycota; Eurotiomycetes; Eurotiales; Aspergillaceae
Product: putative CorA family metal ion transporter
Exons: 5
Coding region: 1-1908 (635 amino acids)
Biological process (GO): metal ion transport; transmembrane transport
Cellular component (GO): membrane
Molecular function (GO): cobalt ion binding; cobalt ion transmembrane transporter activity; magnesium ion binding
Source: RefSeq, a predicted model, not a curated record